AUGGGGCAAGGGCAAUCCAAAGACGAGUUGCUCUACCAGCAAGUCAGUUAUGGGAACACCGAAGGAAUCAAAAGUCUUCGAAGAGAAGGUGCACGCCUCGAGUGGAGAGAUAAAGAUGCAAAGACCCCCUUGAUUGUUGCUUGUAUGAAUCCUCAGCUUUAUAACGUUGCGAAAACGUUGAUAGAACUUGGAGCCAAUGUCAAUGCAUACCGUCCUGGUCGUCAUGGUGGGACUCCAUUGCAUCAUGCAGCUAAAAGGGGCUUUGAAAGUAUUAUUAAGUUACUUCUUUCGCAUGGAGCCAAUCCUUUAAUAUUAAAUGAUGAUUGUCUAACUGCCCUGGAGGUUGCCAGGGUUAAAGGGCACCGCAAUGUUGUUCGUACAAUUGAGAGUCAUCUAUGCUUGUUCUCUGGUUGGUUGCGGGAAUCUCAUGGACCUGGGUUUCUAGAUGCAGUGGCUCCUCAUUUGUUAUCCAAAAAAGUUUGGGUGGUUGUUUUACCAGUUGGCUCCCGAAAUCUUACCAAACCUUACAAGUUGGAGCUUGCCAUAUAUUCUAAUUUGCAGGAAGCACAACCACGUACGGUUAUUGCACUAUGGAAGGCCAAUUUACAAGAACCAAAGCUUCACCAGUCUGAUCCAUCAGUGACAAUUGUUGAUCACACUACUAAAACACGCAUUAGACUUGGGCCUGCUAGUGACAAUGACAAGCAACAACUUGCAUGGUUUUCUAAUGCUUGCAAAGGAAUUCCACAGACAAGUCCAGCAUUCUUGCAAAACAAGGCGCCUACAGGUCCACCCACAGCACCACCAGCUGUAGAAGACACAGAGUUGGCUAUGGCCAUCAGUGCAUCACUUCAGUCUGCCAUGCAGGAGCGGCCACCCUAUCCUGAUACACGACCAAACGUCGAUGCAAGCUCUUCAAGCAGUGCAGUGAAUGCUGGCAAUCAUGGUUUUCUUGGCACACCAAAUUCAAAUACAAGUGAUAGCGAGUUGGUACAAGAAGCUAACCCUGGUGGCAAUAGUCAGCACCUCAAAAGCCAUGUGAAUGCUAGUGCUUUGGAUUUCAAUCCAUCGGCUCCGCCAAUCGUCGGUGAUAUUCCAACUGAUGGCCCCAUUCAGUAUCCAUCAAUUGAUUUAAGCCCUGUUGAUAUUGCAUCUUCAGAUGUUGAGAAGCUUCGUAAUGAAGAGGGAAAAACUGCUAGUGGAAAUGGCUCAUCAUGUGUUAUAUGUUUAGAUGCUCCGGCAGAAGGGGCAUGCAUACCGUGUGGCCAUGUUGCAGGAUGCAUGUCUUGCUUGAACGAGGUGAAAUCAAAGAAAUGGGGUUGCCCUGUAUGUCGAGGUAAGAUAGACCAGAUCAUAAAGCUAUAUCAUGUUUGA
Sphenostylis stenocarpa is the source of this 1374-nucleotide messenger RNA. NCBI's taxonomy places the organism in Eukaryota, Viridiplantae, Streptophyta, Magnoliopsida, Fabales, Fabaceae. The record is from the annotation of a GenBank genome assembly.